Messenger RNA from Sesamum indicum (sesame), 2195 nucleotides. RefSeq names its product alpha-1,3-arabinosyltransferase XAT3. NCBI's taxonomy places the organism in Eukaryota, Viridiplantae, Streptophyta, Magnoliopsida, Lamiales, Pedaliaceae. Gene Ontology annotation, molecular function: glycosyltransferase activity. The record is from RefSeq and is a predicted model, not a curated record.
GUAGAAUGCUACGCUCUAUUUUCUAUAGUUAGAACACAAAACUUUCCUCCGCUAAAAUCCAAAAAAUUCAAUGCCAAAAGGUUCACUGUAAUGUAGAGUAGAUGAGAGGGAAAAACUUUUCGGUGUUUGUGUAUUGCGACACACAUUUGGUUCUUGAUAAUGUUAGCAGUCAGAUGUGUAGAGGAGUUGCUCUCAUUUUUCAUUUUCAACUAUUUCCUCCAAAUUCUAUAAUACAAUUCUUUGCAUCGUCCCCCAGAAGCUUAUGGAGAUCCAUCCAAAGGCCAUGUGAAUGCUAUGUCAGACUUUUGUACCUUUGCCAUUACUUUAAAGCAAUAACAAUCUCAGGUCAUUAGCUGCCCAAGAUUUGCGCUUAACAGCCCUCACGCCCAGCAGGAGGUUGAAUAAAUUAAGUAUAAUACUAAUAAAAGAUUGCAAUCAGAAAGCAAAGACAAAGGGAACCGAGAAGAAAACGAAAACCAAGGAUCCUCAAAGAGUUGACUGACUAGAUAAACAUUAGUGUUCAUCACCUUAACAGUGCAUCUCUUCCACUCAAUGCAACAACUUGAGGAUGGAGAAGAACAAGAGAUGGCCAGUUUUCGGUCCAGCUCCAGUGACCUUCUUGCUUGUUCUCAUUAUGCUCUUUGCUGAUUUCUUCGGGGGAGAUAUCGUUCCAUUUGAUCGAUGGAUGCAACAGUUCUCGAGCUCACAAGAUGAAGAGGAGAAGCCACCGCAAUCCCCAUUUGCAAGACUUGUCAGAGGGAAAGAUCGGAGAAAGCUAGAAACCACUGGAUUUGCUUGCGAUGUUGCUGAAAACUCGAUCGUCUGUUUAGCGGAUCUCCCGGUAAGAAUUGACACCAACAACAACAUUACAGUUUAUGAUUCCUCUAGUCAUUGGGUGGAAGAAGAAACUAGUGUUAAGCCAUAUGCUCUGCAAAAGGAUAAGUACCUUCUCCAGUAUAUCACUCCAGUCAGGAUAUUGCACGGUGCCAAUCAGCCACCAGUUUGCCAAUAUAACCAUGAAGUCCCUGCUGUAAUUUUCUCAUCUGGCAUCUCGGGGAACUUAUUCCAUGAAUUCAAUGACAUUUUGAUUCCCCUUUUCAUCACAAUUAAGCAUUUCCAAUCCCGUGUGCUCAUCAUCCUGGAGGAUUACGAUCCUUCAUUUGUGGCCAAAUAUAGCAAGAUAUUCUCUCGAAUGUCGAGUUAUGAGGUCAUGAAUCCAGCUGCCAAUAGAAGCGUGCAUUGCUUUCCAGGGAUGAUUCUUGGGCUCAAGUACCAUGAUAAUCUGGCUUUGAAUCCCAGUGACAUCCCUGGAGGAUACUCUAUCCAUGAUUUCAGGCAGUUUAUUGGACAAACAUACAGCCUAAAGUUCACGCAUGUUUCCCAAAUUAGAAAGCCAACUCUGAUGCUUAUAUCCCGUGAGAAAACGCGGAAGAUUCUAAAUGAAGAUGAGAUGAUUACCAUGAUGAAAGAGUUGGGAUUCCGGGUCAUUGUUGCCAGAGCGGAGGAGGCAAGAAAUGUGAACAAGUUCGCCAACACAGUUAACUCGUGCAGUGUGCUUGUGGGCACUCAUGGAGCUGGGCUUACAAAUGAGUUGUUCUUGCCUGCUGGCGCAGUCAUGGUGCAAGUAGAACCACUGGGACUGGAAUGGGCAGCAGCCAACUACUAUGGCAACCCAGCCCCCACAAUGCACGUUCAUUACCUGCGAUACAAGAUCGAACCGGAGGAGAGCUCACUUAUAGAAUUGUAUGGACACCAUCAUUCUGUCAUCACAGAUCCAGAGUCAGUCUAUGCAAAGGGCUAUCGAGAAGUUCGGGCUGUGUACCUUGACCAGCAGGAUGUAAGAGUCAACAUAGUGAGGUUUAGGAAAACAAUACUUCAAGCCCUUAAACUGGUUAAAAACGCAUCUUUAACUAGGUAAUUUUUUAUCAGAUCAACAGUCAUCCAUGUAGUGAAGCACAGAAUAUUGAACAAGACACCAGGUAACUUGGCCCAAGAAACCAUUUCCGGGAUUGGAUUAUAUAAACCUAACAUCUCUACAAUUACAAUCAGACAGAAGCAUUUGUUAUCUCAGAACUAGGAAUUCAAUAGGCCACUCUCUAUGUUCUGAGAAAAUCAUAUGUACUUAGAGUCUCUUAGACCAUGAAGCAUUACAGAAGCUGCCGAGUUCUCUGCCUCUUUCACUCGUGGCUUCUCAU